UUGUGUGAAAAAACGCUUAUUCAUGAUCAUUACUGCAUUACUGCAUCAGAGCCCGAUGGUACUAAAAUGAGAAAUAAACAAAAAUCUAAUGACAUGCUCCUUCUUUUCAGAAUGUCUGUGAAAGUGUUCGUUUUGCUGCUUUUCUAUGGAUUGGCUUGGGCAGCUAAGAGGAAAGAGAUUAUUCCACCACGCAACCUAACUGAAAACUGCCCUCGACAAUGUUUUUGCAGCAAGACCUUGACCUCUGUGAACUGCGCGGGAAAAGGGUUGACAGAACUUCCACCCGGCAUUCCCACUAAGGUAGUAAAACUUUUCUUGGACCACAACAAGCUGUCCACCAUUCCAUCUUUAAGCUUCAAAGGGCUGAAGAGCUUGGUUUAUCUGGAUCUGAAAUCCAAUGAAAUUUCGUCACUUCCCGAAAAUGCCUUUACUGGGGCAGUGUCUUUGACGAAACUAUUUCUGACCACAAACAUGAUCACGGACAUUGACACAGAAGCCUUCGAGGGUCUUAGCAAUUUGCAGUUUUUGAACCUUGGGGCAAACAAAGUUCACGGGCUGUUUGAUCUGGGCUACGUGCCGAAUCUGCAACAAUUAGUGCUACAAGGAAACCAACUAGUAAGUGUGACAUUUCCAGAAGAGGCGAAAGAUCUGAAAACCCUUUAUGACAUUACGCUGACUUCAAACCACAUCACAAACCUUACUAGUCUGUCUUUCCUUGCGCUCGAGAAUUCACGAGUAAAGCGUUUGGAUUUGGCGAGAAAUGACAUCUCUCACAUUUCGACGGAGUCAUUCGUACCUCUGACUGAGUUGCAGUCUCUGAAGAUAGGCUUCAACCCUCUGAAUACAGAGGCGCUCAUACAAGGCUUCGCUGGGAUCAGAAGCAACACGCUGGCAUCUCUCGAUAUGUCCGGAGUAGCUCUGAGCGGAGAUCUACCAGCUGCCAUAUUCAAAGCAUUUGGAAACGUGAUGUUGAGAAAUUUGAAUUUAAAUCAUAAUAACAUUGGCCAUCUUGACGACGGUAAUUUUCAGUACCUCGGGCGUCUGAUGACGUUGGACCUUAGGACCUGCAAAAUACAGACAGUAUCAGAUCAGGCGUUUAGCGGCUUGAACGUUCUCAACCAACUUCAGCUGCAGGAUAAUCUUCUCAGCAAGGUUCCAAAAAACCUACCCCAAAGUCUCCAAAAGCUUUACUUAGACAGGAAUAACAUUGUGACGCUUCACAAAAGUGAUUUUGAAGGACUGAAGUCCCUAACCGAAUUGCAUCUUGGCUAUAACACCAUCGUAAGAUUGGAGACUCAGAGUUUUGUAGGACUUUCGAAUCUGAAGAAAUUGUAUUUAACGGGAAAUAAAAUCGCCACUCUGCCUGGACUUGUUUUCAAGCCUUUACAAAAGCUGAUAUCUUUGGAAUUAAACAGGAACAAUUUGCAACAAAUUCCUAACGAAAGUGAAGUAUUUUCUGUGAUGUCUUCACUGACGUACCUUAACCUGGCGGACAACUUCUGCAAAUCAAUUCCGUUGAAUCUCUUCACAGGUAUGACAGAACUGUUAUACCUUCACCUGGAAAACAACUAUCUCGGAUCUGUAAUUGAGUCGGACAGUUCCGGACAGCUGUUCAGAGCACUUCCAAAGCUUCAAGAACUCUUCCUUGCCAGCAACGACAUUGGACAAUUACCAGAAAGCAUAUUCCGUACGCUGGCUUCGGUACUGAGUAUUAAACUUCAAGAUAACAAGAUCUCCCAAUGGAAAGAGAACACAUUUAGCAUCACCAAGAAGUUAGAGACCCUUGAUGUGAGCAACAACUUAAUAUCGCUGCUCAAUGAAACUUCUUUAAAAGAUCUGAAGAAACUGAAGAAUCUGAACCUCACAGGGAAUCCGUUCUCGUGCGACUGUGACACGCGGUGGUUCAGAGACUGGCUCAACAGGACACACGUAGGACUUCCCAUGGUCAACAGCUACAAGUGUAACUCUCCUCCCAGCUGGCAAGGAAAACCUCUCCUCCGUUUUAAUAGAACUCUCAUCGACUGCACCAAUAAGACACCUUACUACAUAUCAGGUGGGUUGGGAGCCGGCGUAUUGGUCACUUUCUUCGUUCUGGUCGUCGCUUACCGGUACCGGUGGUUCAUCAAGCUACGUGCACACAAGGCGCGUGUGGCAGUACAGAGGUUAAUGAAAAGACAAGGAUACCAACAGAUCCCGGGUGAUAACCACGAGUUUGACGCGUAUGUGUCCUACACAGAGGCCGACAAAAGAUGGGUUCUGGAUUAUCUCCUGCCCAAAUUCGACAACGGCAGAGUACCAGUUCACGGGAUCGAGUUUCAAGGGAAUUACAAACUUUGCGUGGACGAAAGAGAUUUCAUACCUGGAGAAGCCAGCGUUGGAAAUAUUGACACCUGCAUGAGAAACAGCCGGAAAAUCCUGGUGGUGCUUAGCCGUAGUUACCUAAGAGACAGCAAAUCUGACUUCGAGAUGAGGCACGCCUUCCACAUCGUCAACAUUGAACAAGACGCCGAGGAACUGCUGAUCAUUAAGAAAGGUAGACUGCGCAUAAAGGACAUUCCCAAAGUGGUGCACCCCAUGAUACAGAAGCGAGAAUACCUGGAGUGGCCAGACGAUGAUGAAGACGGGCAGCAGGACUUCGAGACACAGCUGAGCCAGAGACUAGGGGAGCGAAGACAACCAAAUUUCCUCGAGAUCUAACGUCGAAUGCUCAAACUAAUUAAUCAAGAGUUUUACGAUCAAGGUCAAGGAAAAGGACAAAUCGAGAAUUAUCAGGAAUCAUUCCUGAUCCAUUGCUUGUCAUACUUUUUCAGUGGCGGAUUCAAGGUAGGCGCAGUAGGCGGAGUUCAGCGUUGUUCCAAAAAAAAAAAAAAAAGGCCAUAGACCUGCUCAAACCUCCUGUGCGAUAGACGUUUCGCCAGACAUCGCCUCUCCUCAGUCACCAACCCACCCCCCCACUCCCAGAUGUGCCUCUGGAUGUGCACUUUGUCUCUUUGCAACUUCCUACCUUUAUGCCUUUUCCCACCUUCGUGCAUUUACGUCAUCCGUUUCCAAAACAUUUGAAAGUUCCACAGCAUGCUUAAAAGAUAUUUUUAACAUUAUUUUUAUUGAGAAUUUCAUUUUUGGAAAUCUCGUUGACACUUUAGCAAGGUUGUAUAAAUGAGAUUUUAUAUUGUGGGUUACAUUUUAUUUACCAUUAUCACAAAAGCAUGCGUACUAUUCCGUCUAUUUAUGUUUUUUUAUACAGAAUCUCAAGAGUCGAGUUAUGUAAAGUGAGUGUGUUACUUGUUUUGUCAGACAAUAUGAUAUAUACCGCCCUCUACUCCGUGGCUGACCCUGUUAAAUGGGAUAGACUAGACUUUGUUAUUGACAAAUAAGCUAAAGAUGAACAGGCAGGGGUAAAUAUGACUUUACACAUAGAAGAUUAUAGGUUCCACUGGAAAGCCCAGCAUGGGUCAAUGUGCAGAAGGGUCGGCAGAUGGUCGAGAGUGAGGGUGGGCCGAACUGCGAGCUACAUAAAAGGAUUUACACAUGGGCUGGUAUUCACAGUUCGCUGCUGCAUUUGUCGCUGUGUGUUUCUUUAAAGGAGGUUUUAAAACUCAACUACAAAUAAAGAAGAGUAAACUGUUCAACAACUUCUUUUAAUAAUGUGUAAACGGGGAGUAGAUUUCGAAAAAAAAAACCAAGACAACGGAAUCUUGUGACCAUCUGCCAACUAUCACUACGUCGUCGCUGCAUGUUCGUUUGGCUCUCUACUGUCAUAUAUCCUCGGUAUAAUUCGUAAGACAAAACAUCAAAUACUAGCAUUAGACGGAAAAGGAUACCCUAUGCAUUUAACAGCAUACACUGCGCUAAUGCUCAGCCACGAAUAUUUUAGCUUGGCCUAUUUCAUCGGCUGUACCUGUUACAUAACUUCAACCACAGACCAGGCAAGCUCUUGUAUCAUUUCACUAUGAGCAGGUUGGCAAUUGACCCGAGCAACAGGGUGGUGAUUUCUCAUCUGGUUUGGAAAGGGUACAUUUGGCUAUUUUUAUAACUUUUGUAUAUACGUGUACGUGAAUACUCUUUAUACUAAUGCUGAUAAAGUAUUGUGGAAUGUCAGCAUUAGCCAUACGUGUUCAAACUGCUAUAGGCCUAUCUGGCGGCUUUCAACGAUUUGAUUGAUUGAUUGAUUUAUUUAUUUGAUUGGUGUUUUACGCCGUACCCUAGAAUAUUUUACUUAUACGACGGCGGCCAGCAUGAUGGUGGGCGGAAACCGGGUCCGGGGGAAACUCACCACCAUCUGCAGGUUGUUGCCAGACCUUCCCACGCACAGUUCAACGAUUUGAACUGCCACAUGUACAUAUAUGUAAGUACUAUUAAAUGAGCCCAUAGAAUUGCGUAAAAUGUUUGGAUGUAGAUUUGUGUGGUCAUCGUCUGUUGUUUUUUUUCCUUUUGUUUUGUACAUUGAGGGUUUUGUUUUUUUAUAAUUUGGGGAAUUUGUCUCCUUUCGCGUCUUUGUUUAAGUGCUAUUGUUUAUUUUAAAGGGGUUGCAUUUGCUGCUAGACCUGGACUAAUAUAACAGAUUAUAUUGUAACAGUAACAGGUUAGACCUAUGGCUUCUCACAUGGACAUUGUGCAUGGAACUGCUACGAAUUCUACACAUCAUUCACACAAAAUGUAUUUAAGUGCUUUAGUAUUUGUUAAUGUACAUCGUCUUGCUAAUAAAAUCCUAUUUUACACACCAUGAAUCUUAUCUACCAUGUUCAUGUAGCCUCCAUAGGGUAUUCACUGUACAAAGUCAUUAAUAAAUAA
Liolophura sinensis is the source of this 4791-nucleotide messenger RNA. RefSeq names its product insulin-like growth factor-binding protein complex acid labile subunit. Gene Ontology annotation, cellular component: plasma membrane. Gene Ontology annotation, molecular function: transmembrane signaling receptor activity; protein binding. Bases 67 to 2697 code for a protein of 876 amino acids. NCBI's taxonomy places the organism in Eukaryota, Metazoa, Mollusca, Polyplacophora, Chitonida, Chitonidae. The transcript has a single exon. Gene Ontology annotation, biological process: inflammatory response; toll-like receptor signaling pathway; immune response. The record is from RefSeq and is a predicted model, not a curated record.